This is a messenger RNA of Cataglyphis hispanica, 2796 nucleotides long. RefSeq lists its product as uncharacterized. Gene Ontology annotation, cellular component: membrane. Bases 752 to 1618 code for a protein of 288 amino acids. The record is from RefSeq and is a predicted model, not a curated record. Lineage: Eukaryota; Metazoa; Arthropoda; Insecta; Hymenoptera; Formicidae. The transcript has 7 exons.
GUGAUCAUUUAUAAGCAUCGUGGCAUCGAAAAAAUUUAAUAUAUCUUAGUCUUAAAUCUCGUUUCAGUCGCUGGAUAAUAACACUUUUGCAACAAAUUAUGAAAUGAUCGUCGGUAUCGCGGAGUCUCGGGUCAAGUAUCAGGAAUUUCUGCGAAAAGAUAGCGGAUCUUUUUUCCGAAUUAAGAGAUCGCCACCGCUUCUUCAAACUUGGCGUCAGGUGCAGGGCGCGCGCGUUGAGCACCGCUGCGAGUAAAACGCAGGUAAUAUACCUGCCCGAGGCUACGGGUCCGUCCCCACCUGGGGUCCGGUUCUCUCUCCUUGCUCUCUCGGCCGGCUCUCGGCUGGCUUUCCUUCGAGGCGAAUCGAGCCGUUAGUGUCGUUGCCGUUGCGAGAGGAAUGGUGAUGUGAUGUGCAUCGCGGCGGAGCACGUAUCCUGAAGGACUCGUCGCAUAUACCGAGAUUCCGGAGUCAAACAGGUCGAUCGACUCCCUCAUAAUUUCUUCCUUCGAGUCGCGGUGAAUUUCUUGCGGGAUCGGCGCUUGUCGCGUUCUCCAAAAUCUCCAACGCGCUCGCGGUCCAGCUCUCCUCCUGAUCCAAAAGCCGUGCGGUAACGCUUCGUGGCAACUCUUCUUUCCCCGUGCGCGAAUGCCCACGUAAACGGUAGUAACCACGUAAGUUGCGCGGUGAGUGUGAGGUGAAGGUAACGGAAGACGCAAGGAAGAAGGAGAGACAUCAGAGAUAAAAUACCAAGAUGCCGUGCUCCGCGGUGACGCUGUCCCUCGCCACCAUAACCGGUAUCAUCGCCACUGCCCUUCUGGCGAUCGCCUUUUCCACGGACAACUGGCUCUAUACCGAGGUCAAGCGCGCCCAGAUCCAGCAAUACGCGAGCAAGCAUGCCGAGCAGAGCCACUUGGUGGAGCAAAUGAACAAGAAAUAUUAUUAUUACACGAGGACUCAGGGUCUAUUUAGGAUAUGUUAUCCCAAAGAAAGACCACCGACAGUCGAGACUUAUUUGAGCCCUGUGGAGACGCAUUGCAUGAAUAUCGACUAUUUUAUUCCCGAUGAAGAAAAUCAGACGAGAGAUUUUUCUGAGGACGCAAUAACACGACUACAUAUGGGAAGAUCUGUGAUAGCUCUAUUUAUGAUCGGCUUUCUCGCGAUAUUUUCGGCAUUCUGGACGGGAGUAGUCGGGUGUUGGAGAAGAUCACCAGGGAACAUUACGGCCACAGCGAUUCUGAUGUUAUUCGCCUGCCUGCUGAGUGCUGGUGGUAUGGGCUUGUGGCAUGGCGUCGAAUAUUAUGAAAAAGAGAAAAUCGUCGGGGAGGAAUAUUAUCAGAAAUGGAGCAACGUCCUGAAAGACAACUCGCUAAUCUCGUACGACUGGUCGUACGUGGUCGCUUGGGUCGGCGUCGGUUGGUCGUUGGUCAGCGCGAUCUUGUUUAGCGCCGCGGCGAUUUGCUUGAGGGGCGAGAGAAUGCGCGAGGAGGCGAUGAACAUGCAGUACCUCAUGCCUGUGUAUCCGCAGAAGCAGCAAUACGCGUACGCCGGAUAUCCGGCACCGGCGGCGUAUCCAGGACCAUAUUAUCACGGUUCCCAAUAUGGGCCCUACAACUACUGAAGGAAUUCCGCCGGUCGGUCGGCAUCAAAGGAAAGAAAGUAAUCCAGGCGCGCUCAUCGCCAGCAUCGAAAAAAUUCACUAUCAUGUCACUUAGGUCAAGGACGAAAAAUAUUCAAUAUAAAAUCUGAGAUCGAUCCGUGAUCGCGCCGCAGAGUGCAAAGGAUAUAUCGAUUCGAAGGGCUUUCGAUCUCAGGUGUAACUUGUCCCUAAUUAAAAAUUCUUGGCUCUCCGAAUGUUGCUCCGAAAUGAGGAUGUUGCCACGAUAUUCCCCAAAAUAAGCUCUUUUCUUCCCGCGAUAGUCCGAUCGUUUGGUUCAAUCUGACCGGAAGCAAGAACCCAAACAAGACGAAAGAUCAAAAGACGUUUGAGAGAAAGUUUCUAAAGAAAAUCUGAAAAAAUUCGGGAAUGCUCUUUGGAUUUUUUUACUCGCGUCUUUUAGACGUUCGUGUUGUCUGGGAAAUAUGACUUGCGCGAAACGGUUGCUCAAGAUCCACGCGUACUUAUAUUUAGGAGUGAGAGAUUAUUUUGUACUUUUUUCCAGUUCGAUAAGUAAGCGUAUCGAUUAUCCUUCACGCAUCUUUUCCGCGUGUGCUAAUCGCAAGGAAAUGAAUUUGCGCUCGCGAGAGAUAUGCGUUCGUUUUCAUCUGACCGGAUUGAUUUCACCAAGCUUUCUCGAAUUCUCAUUAACGAACGUUAGAUCGAUGAUUCAUCCAUCACGGGAACGGUUCCACAAGAAGAGAAGGUCUGACAGAAAACUCAUUCGAGCGCUCGUCACGAAUUUAAUGGGCGUUAAUCGCCUCGAGGAAACUUGAUAAAAACAGUCGCGAGUCUUAUAAUUGAAUUGAUUGAUCACGUCGAUCAAAUUCAGAUCUGCGAAACUUGACUCGCGUUUAUCUUUAUUUAUUUAACGCGACCGAAGCUCAAAUCUCUCUCGAAGAGAGGACACGGCCGUCGUCGAAUUGCGCGAGCAAAAUGGAAACGUUCGUAUGAACGCUUUCACUUCUUGGUAGUACCGCAUAUUAAAUAAAUAUAUCGACUCGACCAACGCAAGAAGAAAGAGAUUAAAUUGCGAUUUUGCGAGAAUAUUCAUUCGUAUCGCGAAUUUAAUUUAAAUCUUUCUAGUCUAACGGAACGAUAGAUUUUGGGAAGAUAUUAAAUAUUAAUGUUAAAGAUAUUAA